Messenger RNA from Cryptotermes secundus, 12788 nucleotides. It is a transcript of the gene kst, whose product is annotated as spectrin beta chain, non-erythrocytic 2. Gene Ontology annotation, molecular function: phospholipid binding; actin filament binding. Bases 259 to 12678 code for a protein of 4139 amino acids. Gene Ontology annotation, biological process: actin cytoskeleton organization. Gene Ontology annotation, cellular component: plasma membrane; cell junction; cell projection. NCBI's taxonomy places the organism in Eukaryota, Metazoa, Arthropoda, Insecta, Blattodea, Kalotermitidae. The transcript has 63 exons. The record is from RefSeq and is a predicted model, not a curated record.
GCAAGGAGGCAAGGAGCACGGGCAUCAAGAGAAGCAAUAUCGGUUUGCGGCUGUUACGGUGCUUCGUAGGUUGAGGGCAAUGUUAACCAGUUGAGAGAAGUGUAUAGUGUUGGGGGGAAUGUGAAUGUGUUUUUCGUGUUGAAAUACAUUUUUAGUGCAUCUUUUAAGUGUGGUGUAUGUGUCACGUGAAUCUGGAGAGCCGUUGUUGAGUUGAGUUGGAUCGUUUGCUCGAGUUGGAGGGUGGACGCCAGAAGGGCCAUGGCGAGCGAACGGGAAAGACGCCCUGACGCCGUGAGGUCGCAAUCGAAUGAGUCGCUGCCUCCGAACAGCACCGUGAGACCGCCGGAUCUGCAAUAUGGACGAAGCGUGUCGCAGUAUGACCCCGACGCAACAGCUAUGACGCAGAGGGAGGAUGUCAUCAAGUUCGAACAGGGCCGCAUCCGGGCGCUGCAAGAAGAGCGGCUGGCCAUACAGAAGAAGACCUUCACCAAAUGGAUGAACUCUUUCCUGCUCAAGGCGCGGAUGGAGGUGGAGGACCUGUUUACAGACCUAGCGGACGGCAAGAAGUUGCUGAAGCUGCUGGAAAUAAUCUCCGGUGAGAAGCUUGGAAAACCGAACAACGGCAAGAUGAGGGUGCACAAAGUGGAGAACGUGAACAAGAGCCUGGCCUUCCUGCACACUAAGGUUCGACUGGAAAGUAUUGGUGCAGAAGACAUCGUUGAUGGAAACCCUCGUCUCAUUCUUGGCCUUAUAUGGACCAUUAUCUUGCGCUUCCAGAUACAGGAGAUUGAGAUCGAUGUGGAUGAGGAGAAUGAGAGCAGUGAGAAGAAAUCUGCAAAGGAUGCACUUCUGCUGUGGUGUCAGCGUAAAACCAACGGGUACCCGGGUGUCAACAUCCAGGACUUCACAGGUUCAUGGCGUAGUGGUCUUGGGUUCAAUGCCCUCAUCCAUGCCCACCGCCCUGACCUUAUCAACUUCAGUGCCCUGCAGCCGUCUCGUCAUAUUGAGAACCUCAACAAUGCUUUUGAUAUAGCCAACAAUGAGCUUGGUAUCCCGCGUCUCCUGGAUGCAGAAGAUGUGGACCAGAGUCGUCCAGACGAGAAAUCUGUCAUCACAUAUGUGGCUUCCUACUACCACACGUUUGCCAGGAUGAAGAAUGAGCAGAAGAGUGGCCGUCGCAUUGCCAAUAUUGUGGGGCAGAUGAUGGAUGCGGACAAGAUGAAGGUGCACUAUGAGCACCUGACGAGCGAUCUGUUGGAGUGGAUUCGUAUGAAGGUAUUGGAGCUUGAAGACCGCAGCUUUCCAAACUCUCUGGAAGGAAUCCAGAAGGAACUGCUGCGCUUCAAGCAGUAUCGCACAGUGGAGAAGCCACCAAAGUACAAGGAGCGCAGUGAGAUUGAGGCACUCUACUUCCACAUUAACACCCAACUCAAGUCCCUCAACCAGCCGGCAUUUGCACCUCCAGAUGGACAGCUGAUACACGACCUGGAGCGCAGCUGGGAGGGGCUGGAGCAUGCAGAGCAUCGACGAGAAGUUGCACUGCGCCAGGAACUGCUGCGCCAAGAGUGGCUUGAGCAGCUCAAUUACAAAUUUGAGAGAAAGAGUGUGCUUCGGGAGGGAUACCUGAAAGAGAUGAUCCAAGUGCUAUCUGACCCUCGUUAUGGGAGCAACCUCACCCAGGUGGAUGCCACUGUUAAGAAACACGAGGCCAUAAGUGCUGACAUACUGGCAAGGGAGGAGCGGUUCCAUGACUUGACAAACAUGUCAGAUGAGUUGGUGCGUGAGAACUAUCACAGUAAGGAACGUGUGACACAGCGAGAGGAAGAGGUCCUGCAACGCUGGCGAGAGCUGUUACAGCUGCUUGAAAAACACAAAACUAACCUGACGAUGCUGUGUGGAUUGAUGGCCAUGUUGCGAGAGAUAGAGACCGUAAUGGCCACUAUUGCAGACCUGCACGGAAACUUCCAGUCAGAAGAUGUGGGCCCACACCUUCUUGCAGUGGAGGACCUGCUGCAGAAGCAUAGUUUGGCAGAGCUGCAAGUGACUUCACUGGGGGAGACACAGCGUCGGCUUGGUCGCCAGGCACAGCAAUAUGUGAAUACUGGCCAUCGAGAGGUGCCACUGCUGCAGAAGCAGCUCAGCCAGCUCACCUCUGCAUAUGACAGCCUUGUAGAGAGCAGUAAGGCUCGGCGAAUCCGGCUGGAGGAUGCGCGCAACUUCUUCCAGUUCCUGCAAGACCAUGAAGAGGAGGAGUCUUGGCUUGUGGAGAAGCAACGCAUCUGUAAGGCGGGCAUCUCAGCAAAGGACUUGCGAGCCGUUCUAAGAUUACAGCAGAAACACAAGGCCCUACAAGAUGAAAUGAAGGCAAGGCGGAACAAGUUGGAACAACUGUGUGAAGCUGGACGCCAGAUGAUAAGCGACAAACAUCCUCGCUCACCAGAGAUUCAGUGCCGCAUGAGCAGUUUGCAGGAACAGUGGAAUACCCUGCAGGAGUUGGCAGCACUGCGCAGGAAGCAGCUGGAGGAUGCUGCAGAGGCUUAUCAGUUCUACACUGAUGCCAAUGAAGCAGAAUCAUGGCUGAAUGAGAAGAUGGCACUAGUUGCAUCAGCAGACUAUGGUGAAGAUGAGCCAAGUGCUCAGGCACUGCUCCAGCGACACCGUGAUCUCCAGGGGGAGCUGAAUGCUUACCGUGGAGACGUUGCUAGCCUGAAUAGCCAGGCUGAGAAGCUGGUGCAGGCUGGUAUAUCAACACUGGAGCUGUGGUCAGAACCGGAGCCAGUGCAGGAAUUGGAUCAGGAGGAAUGGGUGAAGGAGAUGCGACUGGUACCCCAGGACUACUGGGAGGAGGAGCCAGUGGAGCGUGUUGAACAUCGAACUGUCCUGGAGGAGCGCCAGGUUCCACAGGUACGCAGUCUGUAUGCGUUCACUGGGCAGGGCAUGACUAUGCCAAAAGGUGAAGUGAUGUUUCUGCUUAACAAGACAAACCCAGACUGGUGGAAUGUGCGCAAGGCAGAUGGCACUGAUGGCUUUGUGCCUGCCAACUAUGUGCGUGAGAUUGAACCUAAAGUGGUGAAAGUCCAAGUGCGCCAUCCAGAGAAGAUCUGUGAAAUGCGACGUGUCAAGAAAACGAGAAUGGUGAAGCAGAUUACUCCCAUUCGCAGGGUUCGGCCUGCCAAGCCCGCUGGGUGUCCAGUGAAGAGAAAGUCAGAGGAUGAGAAUGAGAAUGUUGAGAAGCGACAGAAGAAGAUAAAUGCGACAUAUAAUCAGCUUCUUGACCUUGCACAGCAACGCCAUGCUCUACUAGAGGACGCGAUCCAUCUAUAUGGGUUCUACAGGGAAUGUGAUGACUUUGAGAAGUGGAUUAAAGACAAGGAGCGCAUGUUGCGAGCUGAUGACUCAACAGAUAAUGUGGAGACUGCAAAGCGCAAGUACGAGAAAUUUCUCACGGACCUCUCAGCAAGCAGCAAGCGCAUCGAGGCACUGGAUGCGGCUGUGGAGGAGUUUGUGCACCAGGGGCAUAGCCAGCUGGACAAGGUGCGGUCACGACAGAAACACAUCCAUCAGCUGUGGGACCACCUGAAUUGGCUCAAGGGACAGAAGGAGCGCAGCCUGGAGGGGGCAUCCAGCGUGGAGCUGUUCAACCGAACAUGUGAUGAGGCCCGGGAUUGGAUGCUGGAGAAGAUGAUGCAGCUGGACACAGCUGAGCUGGGGCCUGACCUCAAGACAGUGCAGGCACUACAGAGGCGCCACCAUCAUCUGGAACGGGAGCUUGCCCCUGUGGAAGAAAAAGUGAACAGGGUCAACCUUUUGGCCAACUCUGUCAAGUCAUCAUAUCCAAACGAGAGAUCAAAUGUAAAUGCACGCCAGAAGGAAAUACAGGAUCUCUGGGAGAAGGUAAAGGCGAAGGCUAUGGAACGACGGUCUCGCCUGGAAGAUGCAGUGGGGCACCAGAUUUUCAUGAACAGCUCCAAGAACCUGCUCGGGUGGAUGGCAUCAGUGAAGGAGGCUCUGAAUGCAGAUGAAAGUGCCCGAGAUGUGGCAACUGCAGAACACCUGCUGAAGAAGCACCAGGAGCUAGGUGACGAUGUCCGGGCACAUGAAGACGAGUUCCGAGAGCUGACUGGUCUGGGCAGACAGCUGCUUCAGAGGAAUCCAGCCCUCACAGAUGUGGCAGAGCGACUUGUGCGGCUGAAUGCGGAACAUCAGGCCGUCAUUCGUGGCUGGGGUGAGAAAGGUGACUGGCUGCGGCAGUGCCUGGACCUUCAGCUGCUGAACAGGGAAGCAGACCAGAUCGAGGCUUCGACAUCAAGCCAUGAGGUCUUCCUGGCCAACACAGACUUGGGGGGAUCCUUGGACGAUGUGGAGGCACUGAUAAAGCGGCACGAAGACUUUGAGAACACCCUUUUCGCACAAGAUGAACGACUGAAGGCAUUCAGUGAGCUGGCAGAUAAGCUAAUAGGAGCCGGACAUUAUGACAGCAAACAUAUUGAUGAGCGGCGUAACCAGGUGGUGGCGCGGCGAUCUGCAGUGAAGGAAGCUGCGGCAGCUCGACAGGUCACACUUGAUGCUUCCCGCAAGUUCCACGAUUUCUCAGCAGAUGUAGAUGACCUUCGCGGAUGGAUGGCUGAGAAACUGAAGACAGCAAGUGAUGAGUCAUACAGGGACCUUACUAACUUGGAGCGUAAGCUGCAGAAACAUGAGGCCUUUGAGCGAGAACUGCAUGCGAAUGAGGGACAGUUGCGUGCAGUCAACAAGACUGGGCAGGGGCUGCUGUCAGAGGGCAGCUACCGGCAAUUAGAUGUGAGGCAGAUGCUCCAGGACCUGAAUAUGACAUGGGAUGAGCUAGUGGCAUUGUCGCGUGACAAGGGCCGACGACUGCGGCAAGCAGCUGCGCAGCAUAUGUACAACCGUACGAUGGAGGAUGCCCGCCUGAAGCUUGAGGAGAUUGAAGUGAGUCUGCAGUCGCGUGAAGUGGGCACUGACCUGAGGCACUGCAAGGAGCUCCUCAAGAAGCAUCAGGUGCUAGAGACUGACAUGAGCCAGUGGGAUCAGAAGAUCAGCGACCUCGUGGAGCUGGGCAAGGAGAUGGCUCAUGAGGGCCAUUUUGAUGCUGACAACAUCCUGAGUGCCAGUUGCAACUGCCAAGACAAAUUCAGUGCACUGAGAGGACCAGCCCGCAAGCGGCGUGAGGCACUUGAGGAGUCACUGCGGUUUCACAAAUUUGUGUUUGAACUGGACACAGAGCAGCAGUGGAUCAAGGAGCAUCUGCCCCUUGCGGCUUCUGACAAGUUGGGGCAAAACUUGCACCAGGCACAGUCCUUGCACAAGAAACAUCGUAAGCUUGAGGCAGAAAUCACCGGCCACCAGCCUAUGAUAGACCGCACACUUGCAUCUGGCCAAGCCCUUGUUGAGCAGGCCCACCCAGAGACCAAGCAGAUCGAGAGCCUGUGUGUGGGGCUUCAGGAUGCCUGGAAGGAUCUGCAGGACCGGGCACAGAAUCGCAGUCACAAGCUGGACUUGUCUCUCAAGGCACAGCAAUUCUUCUUCGAGGCUGGAGAAGUGGAAAGCUGGCUAAGUGAGAAGAAUGAUGUACUGAGCUCAACAGACUACGGGCGUGACCGCGAUGCCGCCACCAAGCUCCUCACCAAGCACAAGGCCCUGGAACUGGAGCUGGAUACCUACAGUGGUAUUGUCAGUGAGAUGGGCCACACUGCUGGGGCCAUGGUGUCUUCAAAGCAUCCCGAUGCUCGUGCUGUCGCCGCCAAGCAGCAGCUCAUACAGCAGCAGAUGCGCACGUUGCAGCGCCUCGCAACUGCACGCCAGCAGCGACUCAUGGAAUCCAUGUACCGUCAUGAGUACUUUCUGGAGUCCACAGAGCUGGAGCAAUGGAUACGAGAGCAGGUGCAGUCUGCAGCCUCAGAGGACUACGGGCAGGACUAUGAGCACCUCUUGGUACUCCAGAACAAGUUUGAUGACUUCAAACACCGGAUUGAAGCUGGCUCUGAGAGGUUUGGGCAGUGUGAAGAGCUCGCCAAGAAGUUGAUAGCCAAUGAGAGCCCCUAUUCUGCAGAUAUCGAGCGCCGCCAGGAGCAGCUGAGUAACUCGGAAACAGACGGUCUGGAAGACAACCCAGUGCAGCAGGUGGCCCAGCGACACCAACAGAUAUGGGAGUGCUGGCAGCAGCUGCUUGGGCUCAUGGAAAAUCGCGAACAAAGACUGCAAGCUGCAGGGGAGAUCCAUCGCUUCCACCGUGACGUGGCAGAGGCGCUGUCUCGCAUCCAGGAAAAGGAUGCAGCCCUGCCUGAUGAUCUUGGGCGUGACCUCAAUUCUGUGCUGGCUUUGAUUCGCCGACAUGAGGGCUUUGAAAACGACUUGGUGGCCCUCGAAGCACAGCUGCAGGUACUAGUGGAGGAUGCAGCGCGGCUGGAGGCUCUUUACCCAGGUCAGAAUGCGACCCACAUUGCACAACAGCAGAGCAUCGUUGUAUCCAGUUGGAGUUUGCUUCAGGAGCGGUCUGCGAAUCGCAGGGAGGAGUUGCAUGCCAGCUGUGAGCUGCAGAGAUUCCUCACACAGGUGCGGGACCUCAUGAACUGGGCAGCUGGUCUCCGUGCCACCAUGAUGACAGAGGUGAAAGUGAGAGACGCAGCCAGUGCACAGACUCUGAAAGCUGAGCACGAGGCUGUGAAGGCUGAAAUCGAGGCUCGGGAAGAGAACUUCCAGGCUGUGGUGGAGCUAGGCAAGCUGAUGGUGCAGGAACACCACUACGCUUCCAUGGAGAUCCAGGAGCGCUUCAGUCAGCUGCUGGAGGAGCGCCAGCGCCUGCACACUGCGUGGCAGCACAAGAAGGUUCACUUGGAUCAGCUGAUCGAUCUGCACUUCUUUCUGCGGGAUGCCAAACAGAUAGACACCCUCAGCAGCUGCCAGGAAGUGGCACUGGCAGGCACUGACAUCAGUGUGUCCGUUGAGGAGGUGGAUGUGGCUGUCAAGAAGCACGAGGCUUUCGAGAAGCUCCUCGCCACGCAGGAGGAGAAGGUGUUGGCUCUGCAGGAGCAUGGAGAUAAGUUGCUGGCACAGAAUCACUUUGAGAGCAAUGCAAUAGCACGCCGCUUGGGAGAGGUUGUGCAGCGACGCGCGAAGGUGCGCGACCUGUGUGCCACUCGCAGGCAGAGACUUGAGGAUUCUCUGCACCACGCACAAUUUGUAAGGGAUGUUGCUGAGGCUGAAUCUUGGAUUGGUGAGAAACAAAAGAAGCUGGAGUCUGAGAUGAGCAAAGGUGAAGUGAGCAGCAUGGAGGACAAGAUGAAGAAGCUGCAGAAACACCAGGCAUUCCAGGCAGAGCUCGCUGCCCAUGAGGGGCGCAUACAGCACAUCAAAGAUAAGGGUGACAUGCUGCUUGCGAAGAAGCACAAGGCAUCAAGGGAGGUACGAGCACAGUUGGAGCAACUGCUCACUGUGUGGCGCCAGCUGCUGCAGGAGUCAGCCAAUCGUGGGCGUGGCUUGGAGGAAGCUCAGGAUAUCCUUGAGUUCAACAAUCAAGCAGAGAAGGUGGAGGCAUGGAUCAGGGACAAGGAAAUGAUGGUGCAGGCUGGAGACACAGGACGUGACUAUGAACACUGUCUCGCCUUGCAGCGGAAACUGGACGAUGUAGACUCGGAUAUGCGGGUGGAUGAUUCACGUGUGAAGUCCAUCAGGACUUUGGCUGACAAACUGAUCCGUCAAGGUCGCUCUGACACACGCUCUGUGCAGCAGCGCCGUGACAACCUAAUUGUUAAGUGGCAUGAACUUCAAGGUGCACUGGACCUGUACCGUAACCACCUCGCAGGGGCUCUGGAGGUACAUGCCUUCAACAGGGAUGUUGAUGAUACCAGUCAGCGUGUGGCAGAGAAGGCAGUGGCCAUGAACACAGACGAUGUGGGGCGUGACCUCGCAGCUGUGGAGCAACUACAGCGCAAGCAGGAGGCCCUGGAGCGAGAUAUGACAGCCAUCGAGGGCAAGCUGAAGGAACAUGAUGGGGAGGCACGGCAUCUCUCCCAGAAGUACCCAGACCUGUCGGCACCAAUCCGCAGCAAGCUGCUGGAGCUGCAGGACAGCUGGCGCUCAUUGCAGCAGCUGGUUCGGAGGCGCAGUGAUGCCCUUGCAGCAGCAUACACGCUGCACAAGUUUCAUGCAGACCUACAUGAGCUGGACGUCUGGGUGGCAGAGACUAUCAAACGUAUGGGUUCGUCAGAGCUUCCUGCUACCAGCGCAGAGGCAGAGGCCAUGCUGGAGUUGCAUCAAGAACGCAAGGCUGAGAUUGACGGCCGACAGGAGGCGUUCAAAUCUCUCAAGUACUUUGGGAUGCGUCUGCCAUCUGGAGGCACUGAGGAAGACCUGGCACCAAGUCUGGCAUGCCUAGAAGAGUUGAGACGAACACUGGGGGCAGCGUGGGAAGAGCGGCGACACAAACUGACACAGGCACACCAGCUGCAGCUGUUCAGAGAGCAGGCUGACCACGCUGAUGCGUGGCUUGCUGCGAAAGAGGCUUUCCUGAACAAUGACGACCUUGGGGACUCACUGUCGAGUGUGGAGGCCUUGUUACGUAAACACGAGGCAUUUGAGAAGACCCUGGCAGCGCAAGCAGGGCGCGUGGAAGAGCUUGAGCGAUUUGCAGUUGAGCUGCUUGCAGAUCACCAUUAUGAUACUGCAGGAAUCACACAACGUCUGCAGGCUGUCUGUGCCCGCAGGGAUAGACUGAAGGAGACUGCCAUGGCACGACGCAAGCGUCUGCAGGAAUCACGUCAAUUGCAGCAGUUCUUACGGAACAUGUAUGAGGUGGAGGCAUGGCUUCACCAGAAGCAGCAGGUCGCAAGUGACGAGAGCUACCGUGACUCCUCCAACCUGCAGAGCAAGAUUCAGAAGCAUGUUGCAUUUGAGCUGGAACUGUCUGCCAACAGAGGGCGCGUGGGUGCUGUGACAGAAGAGGGGGAGGCCCUCAUUAGUGCUGGCCAUUUUGCAGGUAUGGAGAUACAGGCACGGCUGGAUGAAUUGGAGGCUGCCUGGCGCGAACUUCAGGAUUCAAGUCAGCUGAAACGCGACCGCCUCAGCGACGCAUACCAGGCCCAGCUGUUCAGCCGCACGCUAGACGAACUGGAAGUGUGGAUGGAUGAGGUGGAGCUACAGCUGCAGUCUGAGGACCAUGGGAAGGAUCUGGCAAGUGUCAUCCACCUGCUGAAGAGACACUCACUGCUGGAGGGAGAUGUUAGUGGUCACAGUGAGGCUGUUGAACAAGUGAAGGACACAGCAGCAGCGUUCCAGAGCUCAGAUCACUUCAUGGGUGAUGAGAUACAGGAACGGGCUCUUGCAGUCAUCAGAAGGUACCACUCCCUGCAGCAGCCAAUGCAGAUUCGAAGGGAUAAUCUGGAGGACGCACUGCUGCUGCACCAGUUCCUGCGGGAUGUGGAUGAUGAGCUCCAGUGGGUGGCAGAGAAGCAGCCACAAGCAGCUUCCACAGACCUAGGCACCAGCCUCACUGCUGUGCAGAGCUUGCAGAAGAAACAUCAGGCCCUGGAGGCUGAGCUUGUUUCCCGGGAGCCAGUGGUGCAGGCUCUGGUGGGGAGGGCCCAGAGGAUGGUUCGAAGUGGGCACUUUGCUGCAGCUCGCAUUGAAGCCUGCAGCAGUGAUCUGACAGAGAAGUUGGGUCACCUACGUGACCUUGCCAGCGUGCGGCGUCUGCGUUUGCUGGAUGCAUUGGAGUCGCAAAUGUUCUAUGCCGAAGCAAAUGAGGCAGAUGCCUGGAUCCGAGAGAAGCGGCCUCUGCUGACGUUGAGUGACUUCGGAAAGGAUGAGGACUCAGUACAGUCACUGGCCAAGAAACUGGAGGGUGUGGAGCGUGACCUGAGCCAGUUCCAACACACUUUUGGCAAGCUGGCCAAACUGGCACAGGUGCUUGUGGACCGUGGACACUUUGACAGCCACAACAUCACUGCCAAGCAGGCUGAGAUAGAGACCCAAUUCUCUGAGCUGCAGUUGCUAGCCUCCCGGCGUUCUGCUCGGCUGGCUGAGUCACUCAAGCUUUACCGAUUCUUACGGGAAGCAGAUGAGGUGGCAGAAUGGAUGGGGGACCAGACGGCACUGGCUGCAUCGGAGGACUAUGGGCGGGAUGUGGAGCACGUGGAGCUGCUGAGCCAGGCAUUCGACUCCUUCCUGUCAAGCCUGGCGGCUAGUGAGGGACGCAUCACUUCAUGCCUCUCAACGGGCCGCACCCUCAUUGCAGAGGGGAACCUUGAACAUGAACGAAUCCAGGUCAAGUUGGAUGACACACAACAACUGUGGGAGGACUUGAGAGAGCUUGCACAUGCACGGCAGGAGGCACUUGCUGGAGCAAAACAGGUACAUGUCUUUGACCGGCGAGCAGAUGAGACUAUCGGAUGGAUACAGGAGAAGGAAGCUCUGCUGUCAGCACAGGGUUAUGGACAGGACCUGGAGACCAUACAGGCACUCAUCCGGCAGCACCAAGUGUUCGAGACUGAUCUUGCCGCUGUGAAGGAACAAGUGGAGUCAGUGACUGAGGAAGCUGGGCGGUUAGCAUCACUGUUCCCAGAUGCACGUGAGCACAUUGAGGUGAAGCAUGAGGAUACUCAGGAAGCCUGGGAAGACCUCCUCGAGAAGUCGGCACAGCGCCGCAACAAACUGCAGCAAGCAGAACAGCUGCAGGCAUACUUUGAUGAGUACAGGGACCUGAUGGCAUGGAUAAAUGAGAUGAUAGCAAAGGUGACGGCACCUGACCUGGCCCAGGAUGUGCCAGGAGCCGAGGCACUAUUAGUGCGGCACGAAGAGCACUGCGCUGAGAUUGACACGCGGGCAGAUGCCUUCGCCCAGUUUUCUCAUACAGGACACAAGCUCAUAGCCGAAGGCCAUUUCCUGGCAAAUGAGAUUCUGGAAAAGAUCAGCAUCUUGGAGCAGCGCAAGCAACUGCUGAGUGACACCUGGGCCCGCCGCAAGGCCAUCUAUGCACAGAACCUGGACACACAGGUGUUCAAGCGUGAGGCUGACUUGCUGGAGAACUGGAUCAUAUCCCGUGAACCGCUGCUACAUGAUGGGAAGUUUGGGGAGACAAUCGCGCAGGUGGAGGAUCUGAUACGCAAGCACGAGGACUUUGAGAAGACAAUUGAGGCUCAGGAGGAUAAGUUCAGUGCCCUGCGACGGAUUACUAUGUUAGAGGAAGCAUUCCAGAAGCAGCAAAGGGAUGAAAUGGCUGCCCGCCAGGCUGAAAAGGAACGCGUAGAACGUGAACGCAUUGAAGCUAGGAAGAGACGAGAGGUGCAGCGAAUUACAGAGGAGCGUAAGCGAGAGGAAGAGCGGAGGCGGACACAGGAGUUACGUGUUGUGCGGGAUGAAAUGAAUGGGAGUUCUGACCAGCUGAACAUCAGUACUAGUGGUAGCAGGUUGAACGCUAUGGACAUACCUGAUCCAGUGAGUGCAGGAACACUCCACAAGGCAGGCAGCGUGUCACAGCUGUUUGGUGAGCAGAUGCGGCGAGACAUCAAGCGUGCAGAGAGCAUGAAAGUAGAGCUGAAGAAGCCUAAGCGCACACCAAGCUUCACAACACGCCGUCGCACUCAGAGUUUCCGGAAACUGCAAAGACUUGAGCAGCUGGAGCAGCUGCCACCUGUUGAGAUCCAGGGCACUUUGGACCGGAAGCAUGAACUGCAGAGCGCUGGCAAGAAGGCUCCUGUCCGUUCCUGGAAAACAUUCUACACAGUACUUUGUGGCCAGCUGCUAUGCUUCUUCCGUGACCAUGAUGACUUCCUGGCCAGCAAGGCUGCCACAUCACCUAUCAUAGUGUUCAAGGCACACUGCGAGAAGGCCGAAGACUAUACCAAACGCAAACAUGUGUUCAGGCUAUGCUGUACUGAUGGCUCCGAGUUCCUGUUCCUUGCAACGACAGAGCGGGAGAUGGAGGACUGGGUGAACAAAAUAUCAUUCCAUGCCAAGCUGCCCCCAAGUUUGCAGCUGCUCAGCUAUGAUGACUCACACAAGAGCCCUGGCAGUGUGGGGCGACCAUUGGCACCUGGAGACACAAGGGACACUGCUGGGGAUGCCAGUUCAGCAUCAAGCCGUGGCUCCUCUCCGGAGCCCUCCACACAGACACAGAAGCCCUCCAUACCACCACGGGGAGCUCCUCCACCCAUACCAACACGCUCGCUGAGCACAGAGGCAGUCACCUUGAGGAACAAGCUACCUGGAGCUGGUGGAGAAAUGCACCCACUCUCAUACCAUCAGAAUGGUGUUCCCACACCGGAUGCAGGCAACUGCAGACGUAGCCACAUGGAGCUUGGACAGCAGCAGCAAGACAUACCCCCACCCUUGCCGUCUUCUGCACCCCCCCUCAGGCCCCGAACUGGCAGUGCUGACCACUGGAGCCAUCAACAGCAGCAAGCCACAUAUCAGGCGUCCGUGAAUGUUGGGGCAGCGUCGCAGCUCAGACACACAGGCCGGGAUAUUCGACCAAGCUCACUGCCACCCUAUGUGGCUCCUCCCCCUGCAGGCAUUGGUCUAGAGGGCUUACAGCGCAAUGUGCCACGUGGAGACAGCUUGUUAGAGAGUGAACAACAGACUGCGCCAGGACGCAAAGACAAGGACAAGCGCUCGAGUGUGCUUAGCAGCUUGUUCCGCAAGAAGCGUGCUACCCAUCUCUAGCAGUUCAUGUAAAGACAUUGUAAUGUAAAUAGCCAGUGGCAGCCAGAUAAGUCUGUAUCAUACCAUAUAGGUGAAUGUAUGUACAAUAAAGUAAUUAGAUUAACAGUUAA